Messenger RNA from Verticillium alfalfae VaMs.102, 1170 nucleotides. RefSeq lists its product as hypothetical. NCBI's taxonomy places the organism in Eukaryota, Fungi, Ascomycota, Sordariomycetes, Glomerellales, Plectosphaerellaceae. Gene Ontology annotation, cellular component: cytoplasm. The record is from RefSeq and is a predicted model, not a curated record. Bases 1 to 1170 code for a protein of 389 amino acids. Gene Ontology annotation, biological process: rRNA base methylation. The transcript has a single exon. Gene Ontology annotation, molecular function: rRNA (uridine-N3-)-methyltransferase activity.
AUGGCCAAACGACGCGUCGGCUCGAACUUUCCCGACGCUCCCAGCCGCUCCAAGAAACUCAAGCACAGCGCCCCUCCCCCGCCAAAACACCCAAAGAACAAGGCCGCCUCGAAGCAGAAGCAGCAGCAGCAGCACCAGAACCAGAAGCCCGUCCUGCCCUUUGGUCCCCAUGACGCCAUCCUCCUCGUCGGCGAGGGCGACCUCGGUUUCGCCGCGAGCCUCGCCGCGCACCACGGCUGCACCAACCUGACGGCCACGGUGCUCGAGAAGAACGAGGCCGAGCUGCUGGCGAAAUACCCCCACGCCAGCGAGCACAUUGCCAAGAUUCUUGCGCCCAACACGGCCCAGUCUCCCUCCGACAACAACGACAACGACAACAACGACGACGGCGCCGAAGACGAAGACGAAGACGAAGAAGACUACGACAGCGACGGCAACCCCGUCCCCGCGGCCCCCAAACCGGCGCCGACGACGAACCGCAUCCUCUACAACACCGACGCCACGACCCUGCGCCCCUUCACCACAAAGGUCGACCACGGCCCGCGCACCCUCCUCGCCGGCAAGGUCGGCGCCUUCGCCCACAUCGUCUUCAACUUCCCCCACGUCGGCGGCCGCUCGACCGACCAGAACCGCCAGGUCCGCCACAACCAGUCCCUGCUCGUCGCCUUCUUCGAGCGCGCCCUGCCGAGCCUCGCCCCCGGCGGCCGCGUCACCGUCACGCUGUUCGAGGGCGAGCCCUACACGCUGUGGAACGUCAAGGACCUGGCGCGCCACGCCGGGCUCGACGUCGACACGAGCUUCCGCUUUCCCUGGGCCGGCUACCCCGGCUACCGGCACGCGAGGACCCUGGGCGUCGUCAAGGCCAAGGGCGGCGCGCGGAAAGGCGAGCACGGAGACGAGGGCGGCGCCCAGCAGCAGGAGCAGGAGCAGGAGGAGGAGGAGGAAGGACACGAGGAAGAGGAGGACGGCAGGGAGGGCCGAGGGCCGCAGCAGGCGCGUCGCAAGGGCGAGAGCAAGACGGCGUGGAAGGGCGAGGAGAGGGCCGCGAGGAGUUUCGUCUUCAAGAGGAAGGAGGAGGCUGCUGGCAAUGCUGCGGCAAGAACAAGAAUAGGCAGAAAGCAGAAGCCCGAGGCUGAAGCUGGCGGGAAGAAGAAGAGGCACAAGAUUUGA